Messenger RNA from Fusarium venenatum, 255 nucleotides. RefSeq lists its product as uncharacterized. The record is from RefSeq and is a predicted model, not a curated record. NCBI's taxonomy places the organism in Eukaryota, Fungi, Ascomycota, Sordariomycetes, Hypocreales, Nectriaceae.
AUGGCUCCUCAGACAAUGGCAGAAAAGGCCAAGGCCAAGCUUCAGGCCGUUCUUGAUAACCCUAACAGAAACGAUGCUACCUCUUACAAGCAAAGAGUCAUGACUACCACUACACCUGCGACUGGCUCUGACUGGACCAAUGCUUGGGUGCGACGAAGUAGUAAUGAUCGUCGAGCCAGUGUUGGUAGUGAGGGCUCGAGUCCUGUCCGACGUCGGUCGAGUUUUCAGGAGUGGCUGUAUCCUUCUGCUCGCUGA